This is a messenger RNA of Talaromyces rugulosus, 1536 nucleotides long. RefSeq lists its product as uncharacterized. The record is from RefSeq and is a predicted model, not a curated record. The transcript has 2 exons. NCBI's taxonomy places the organism in Eukaryota, Fungi, Ascomycota, Eurotiomycetes, Eurotiales, Trichocomaceae. Bases 1 to 1536 code for a protein of 511 amino acids.
AUGCCUGAAAGGCUCGAAAUCGACGGGCGAUCCCCCAUAUCGUAUGACUCUGCUCAUGAGGAGGAAUACAAUGUUAUCAACAGACUGAGCUAUCUUCCCGCAAUCCAUAAGCUAUACGAUGACCUCUGGGCGCAAAGAAAUUCGAUCGCAGCUCUGGUCAAGCACCACCUCAGGCUACGGAGCCAAGACACUUGUUCUGUUCUACCUACGGACCAAUGGAUUCGAGGUGGCUUCAAUUUGUGCGUCUUGGUCCAGGUGGUGUCUUCUGGUGUGUCCAGGAAACUUGUGUUUCGUUGCCCUAUGCCACACAAGGUGAAGGGCAUCGUGGACGAGAAGCUUAGCUGCGAGGUAGGGGCGUAUGUAUGGAUGCAGGAGAAUUGCCCAGCUAUUAGGAUCCCGCACCUAUUUGGAUUUGGCUUCACAGACGGACGUUCUUUUACCCAUGCGAAAUGCCGGCCGUUUCAUAUUCGUGUUAGGCGUGUAUUCUGGCGCUUUAUUCGCAAUUUCCUACAACUCCCGCUCCUGUCACAGUAUACAUAUCAUCCUGCAACCGACAAAACACACUAUGCCUACACGCUUUUGGAAUAUAUAGGCCCUGAGACUGGAGAAAUGUUGCAGAAUACCUGGGAAAAGCAAAGAAGUAAUCCUGCUCAACGGCGGAGGCUCUUUCGUGGUAUGGCCAAGAUAGUACUAUCGCUGGCCCGUAUCCCUCAACCGAAAAUCGGCUCCUUUCAGUUCAAUUACGAUGGUACUAUAACACUAUCAAAUCGAGCACUAUCUUGCUCUAUUGCGAUCCUAGAGAACGAUGGGGCGAAGAGAGUCAUGCAGAAGAAUGAUACAUAUAACUGCACCGAUUCCUUCGUUUCAGACAUGAUUACCUUCCACGACAACCGAUUCCUUAAUCAGCCAAAUGCGAUUAAUAACGAGAACGAUUGUCGGGGCCAGAUGACUGUAAAAGCUUUACUUAGGGUCAUAGCCCCUCGAUAUAUCCAACGGGGUUACCGCUGUGGCCCGUUCCUCCUCCAGCUUACUGACUUCAGCCAAGGCAACAUCUUUGUUGACAGAGACUGGAACAUCACAUGUUUGAUUGACUUGGAGUGGAUUUGUGCACUGCCCGUGGAGAUGCUUAAUGUGCCUUACUGGCUUACGGGGUGUGCAAUCGAUGAGAUUCAAGGAUCACAUUAUAAUGAGUAUGACGAGGUCAGGCAAGAGUUUAUCCGCAUAUUGGAAGAGGAGGAGCAGACCAUAAUUGCCACGCACAAAAUUUCAGUGUCUAGGAAUAUGAACAAGAUGUGGGAGACGAAGGGGAUGUGGUUUUGGCAUUGCAUAUCGUCGGUAAAUGCUAUGUACUACCUUUUAGAAACCCAUCUUUGUCCGCUAUCCACCGCUGCUGAGAAAGUCAUAUCGAAUUUCUGGGAUAAGAAUGCAGGGGAGGUAGUUGAAAAGAAACUUGCUGACAGAUCAAAAUAUGACGAGGAGCUUAAGGCUUGUUUCGUGUCAGCAGGAAGUUGCCAUGACAGGCCGAACGUACCAUAG